Messenger RNA from Vitrella brassicaformis, 1703 nucleotides. The record is from the annotation of a GenBank genome assembly. Lineage: Eukaryota; Vitrellaceae.
CGUCAAGCAGCCGCUUCCUCUCCCCGCAAUCUCCUGCAGCCACAGCAGCGGUUUUAGGGAGCACCGAUAUCACGAGGAUGUCCACAGUUUGAAAUUCCACCGUCAGUUUCGUUUGUUUUUCGUUCUAGGAUCGCACGAGUGCAUGAGAUGAUGGACAGCAUCAACGGUGACGCCGACGAGCCAAAGUGAGCAAUGCAUUCCCACGCGCACGGCAAAUACGUACCUACUACGUGAUUUGUUCGGUCAGGGCGAAGCGCCGACACAGAGAGGACCAGCGGUCGUCUGACGGCUCUACAUGCGGUGAGCGGUGUGGAAUUGACGCCCGAGGAUGCUCACACACACCAAUGGCCCGUUUGCAGUGCAUGGAAUAUGUGAAUGGGCUCGGUGUGCGUGUGUGUGUGUGCAGAUGCCACCGACGUCAAGCUCCUGAAGUACCACUGCGACAGCUGCCACGUCAACUUCUCAUCAUCAGUCCGAGUGAAAUGCGCCGAGUGCAAGAACCUCGACCUUUGCGUUGAGUGUUUCUCGAGGGGCAUCGAGAAAGGCGAGCACAAGAGCUGGCGAACGCGGCAACGAACUCACGCGGCACACAUGCGACGCCACGAGAGUGUCCACCGUGGAUACUUCCACGGUCAGUUUUUUUGUUUGUCGCUCCGCGAUCGCACAGGUGCAUAACAUGAUGGACGCCGACUGCGAAGAGCCGAAGUGAGCAAUGCAUUCCCACAUGCACGGCAAAUACGCACCUGCUCAGUCACCUCGGUGGACAUCGAUAUAUUUGCGUGAUUUCUUCUUGGUCAGGCCGAAAAGAAGCCGUCAGGGAGAGGGUCCCAGCUCCUCUGACGGCUCCCUCUGCGGUGAGCGGUGGGGAAUGGGCGCCCGAGAAUGCUCACACACACAAAUGGCCCGUUUGCAGUGCAUGGAAUAUGUGAAUGGGCUCGGUGUGCGUGUGUGUGUGUGUGCAGGCACCGACGACGUGAAGCUGCUCAAGUAUCAUUGUGACGCUUGUCACAGCAGCUUCACGUCGUCGGUCCGGAUUACGUGCGCCCAGUGCCACAAUUUCGAUCUGUGUGUCGAAUGCUUUUCGCGCGGCGUCGAGCGCGGCCAGCACAAGAACACACACAAAUACUAUGUCCUGAUAAGACUCACAGACAGACAGACAGACAGCAUCAAGAGGCAGACAGAGAAAAAGGGCGAUAUGUCGACAUCGACUGGUGAUUGGAACUGCGUGUGUUGUGCUGUCCAGGCUUCUCAGGUGGUGAGCGGUGUGGAAUGGACGCUCGAGGAUGGCCUGGACGGCGCAUCCGUCUAUGACGCCUGCACUGGCGGAGGUACCUUGAUGAACAUUCGGUUCGAUGAAGGUGCGUGUGUCUCUCACUCUUGUGUUGUGUUGGGUGUUCGCAGGCCAUCAAUCGCUGUCUACAUUUUAUAUUCGAUAGGAGCAGUUUCAAAGUCACCGCAAAAAUGAGAAGCUUUCGCUGUCCCCUCACUGAUGGACUGCAACACACAAACACACAACCAUGACAGACGACAGGAGAUCGCCGCAGACAACUUGUAUGUAUGUGUCUCUGGUCUGUCGGCUGGUGGUGUGUAGUGUCUCGUCAACUUCCCUUCGUCGGUCCGAGUCAAAUGCGCCGAGUGCAAGAACUCCGACGUCUGUGUCGAGUGCUUCUCGCGGGGCGUCGAGCGGGGCGAGCACAAGAGCU